GCUUCUUUAGGUUUAUUUUAUCCGCUAACAAGUUAUUACAACAAUGGAAGUUAUUAACGUUACACGCUACAUAGUACUACCUUUUCUUCUUGUUGCACUAUCAGUAAAAGCUCAAGAUAUUCGUGAACCGGUGCUUGACGUUAACGGUAACGCUGUCCAAAAAGGAGUGAACUAUUACAUCCUUCCAGCGAGUCGGGGCAACGGUGGUGGACUUCAGGUUGCAUCCAUUAGGAACCAAACCAACCCCCUAGUCGUAAGCCAAAAUACCGACGAAUCUGUAAUUGGCGUCAACCUUCAAUUUUCACCUGUGGACCCGAAAGAAAACACCGUCAGAAUAUCGACUGAUCUGAACGUAAAAUUUACGUCUAUGACAAUAUCUGGUUCGUCCACAGUAUGGACUAUUAACACUGAAUUAAUUCCACAACGUUAUUUGGUGACGGUUGGUGGAGUUGAAGGAAAUCCAGGGCGUGAAACUAUUGGCAAUUGGUUUAAGAUUGACAAGUACGAGGAUGCAUACAAACUUGUUUAUUGUCCUGGAGUUUGCAAUAUCUGCAGACCAUUUUGUGGGGAGAUAGGAAUACUUGUUGAAAAUGGAAAAAGGGUUUUGUUUGUUGGUAGAGAUCAACCUCUCAAAGUUACAUUUCAUAAGCUCUAGAAUUACUAAUUUGCCGUGCUAUGGUAUGUGCAUGUGUGUGAUUUCACUGUUUAUAGUCUCUGUUUCAGUGAAGGUCGAAUAAGGAAGAGUAUAGUCUUCGAGUCGUGUUUAAUGUUGAUAAUGUAUUAGGGAUUGUUAUGAUUUUUAUUUGUAAAACUAUUAGUAUUACAUAAUAAAUGCACUAUAUAAAACCAUAGAAAUUAGAUACGAAA
Molecule: messenger RNA, 867 nt
Organism: Lycium barbarum (goji berry)
Lineage: Eukaryota; Viridiplantae; Streptophyta; Magnoliopsida; Solanales; Solanaceae
Product: kunitz trypsin inhibitor 5-like
Exons: 1
Coding region: 44-655 (203 amino acids)
Molecular function (GO): endopeptidase inhibitor activity
Source: RefSeq, a predicted model, not a curated record